Molecule: messenger RNA, 1998 nt
Organism: Exophiala spinifera
Lineage: Eukaryota; Fungi; Ascomycota; Eurotiomycetes; Chaetothyriales; Herpotrichiellaceae
Exons: 1
Coding region: 1-1998 (665 amino acids)
Biological process (GO): Golgi to vacuole transport; retrograde transport, endosome to Golgi; endocytic recycling
Cellular component (GO): GARP complex
Molecular function (GO): syntaxin binding
Source: RefSeq, a predicted model, not a curated record
AUGUGGCUCGAUCGGCUGACAACGGGCUCCGGAACUCCCAGCGGCUCUAUUACUCCCUCGAGACCGUACUCUCCCUCUCCGCGCAAGAACUCGCACCUCGGCCCUGUCCAACGCAGUGGUCUUGGGCUCUCCGCCAAUAGAUCCAACUCCUCACUUGACUUGAGCGCGAACACAUCUUCGUCGUCACUGGCACUACCCCCACGGCCAACAAAUGGAUCAACAUUGCGUUUUGAGCAGAAGCCACCUCCAGAUGUCGCCGAUCCUGUGAAGGUCCUGCGCGGUAUACUGGGAGAGACAGGUGAUAAAGGAGACGUGGUACCUUCCAGCAAGGCAGGCACUUCUGGAACAAGUCCCAUUGACUUUGGAGGUCUCAGUCUGCAAGAGUUCGUCGACCAAGAGACUCUGCCACAGCCCACAACCACAAGCCAAACAAUAGAUGUCUCGGCCAAGCAAAACCGAGAGAGAUAUAAGGAUUUCCAUGCAUCUAUAGCAGAAUGUGAUGAUGUGCUCAAGACAGUCGAAAUAUACUUCACCAACUUCAAGGCAGAACUAGGCCAAGUGUCUGCGGAAAUCGAAAACCUCCAGGCUCGUUCGAUUCAGCUGAACGCCAAGCUUGACAAUCGUCGUAAGGUGGAACGAUUACUCGGUCCUGCUGUCGAAGAUGUCAGCCUGUCGCCCUAUACAGUGAGGGCCAUCGCCGAGGGUCCUAUCGACGAAACCUUUUUGAAAGCUCUCAAUGAGGUAGAAGCGAGAUCUGCUAUUGUCAAGGAGAAGAAAUCGGAACAGGUCAAAGCUCUCCAAGAUCUCAAACCAAUAUUGGACAACCUGAAAGCCAAAGCGGUUGAGCGAAUACGAGACUACAUCGUGUCUCAGAUCAAAGCACUGAGAUCGCCCAACAUCAAUGCCCAGGUCAUCCAGCAGCAAACUUUUUUGCGGUACAAAGACCUGUAUGCCUUUCUUUCUCGUGCCCACCCUACGCUAGCCGAAGAGAUUGCCCAAGCCUAUGUCAACACUAUGAGAUGGUAUUAUAGCAGCAAUUUCACCCGGUAUCAACAAGCACUCAUGUCGCUCCAACUGCAUACAUUCGACCAAUACGACCUUCUCGGUUCAGAGCCCGCUCCUGCACGACGAGCGGUCCUCGGUGCUUCAAGCAAGCCUGGAAACCCACAACACGAUUCGUUUGGGUUAGGCCGGCGGGAAGAUGUUCUCAAGUCCAAAAACGACGCUGCGUUACCAGCACACCUCGCGGAGGACGGCAAGUCAACACACUACCUCGAAAUACCCUUUCGCAAUUUCAACCAAGCCCUCACCGACAACGUUUCGGCCGAAUACUCUGUGGUGACGGAGCUGUUCUCGACUAGCACGUUUCAGCAGAUAUCCCGUCGAGUUACCGAGAUCUUUGAACCCACGUUUACGAUGGGCCAUAACCUGACCAAGCAACUCGUGGAAGACACAAACGACUGUCUAGGCAUUCUUCUGUGUGUCCGACUUAAUCAGCAUUUCGCAUUCGAGCUGCAACGACGCAAAAUCCCCGUCGCCGACCCUUACAUCAACUACACCAACAUUCUUCUAUGGCCGCGCUUUCAAAAGGUCAUGGACCUUCAUGUCGAGUCCCUCAAAAAGGUCCCUACACCAUCAGCUCGAGGCGCCAGUGCAGCAUUCUCGCUUGUGGGCGGUGGACCAGACGCAUCCAAGUCGUCCCUCGCCCCGCACACCAUCACCCAGCACUUUGGCCAAUUCUUGCAUGGCAUCCUCAUGCUCAGCGCCGAGGCCGGAGACGACGAACCCGUCGCCAACAGUCUGGGUCGGCUACGUUCCGAGUAUGAGACGGUCAUGAGGAAACUGGCCAAGGGUGUAGCAGAUCCUAGUAAGCGGUCGAGGUUCUUGUAUAACAAUUACAGUCUUAUCUUGACUAUUAUCAGCGACACUAGAGGAAAGUUGGCCGAUGAACAAAAGGAACACUAUGGCGGGUUGGUGAGGGAUUUGAAAGGGAGGUAG